AUGGAUAAGGUCCCUGUUCGAGUUGAUGGAAGGUUUAGGUUAGGAGACAUUUUGGGAUCUGGUUCAUAUGCUGUCGUGUAUCGUGCAUGGAACAUCAUCAAGGAUGUUGCAGUUGCUGUUAAACUGGAACCCAUCACCCACUCAUCUUCUGUGCAGCACGAAUACAAUAUUCUGAAACACCUUGAAGGCGGUGUUGGUAUUCCCCGUGUCAUUUGGUUCGGUAGGGAAUCAACGUAUCAUGCUCUCGUUCUUGACCUCCUUGGGCCAUCACUUCACAAUCUCUUCCUCACCCAUAACCGAAAAUUCAGCCUUGACACGGUUGUAAAUAUAGGAGACCAGUUACUUUCACGUCUCGAAUAUAUCCACUCACAUAAUUAUGUUCAUGGUGAUAUUAAACCACAGAAUGUUGUUGUGGGGCUUGGCGAUUUGAAAGACACUGCCUUUAUUAUAGAUUUUGGUAUUGCGAAGGAAUUCUGGAACACAGCGACCAGUCUCCAUAUACCAUUUUGCCAAGGCCAACAUCUCACUGGCACUCCAGCAUUUGCUUCUAUCAAUACACACUUAGGAGUUGAACCAGGUCGUUGUGACAAUCUCGAGUCGCUUACUUACAUGUUGAUAUACUUCUUGCAGGGCUCCCUUCCAUGGUUAACCAGUGAUGAAGAAAAACUUUCCAGCUCUUCCAUACUCGAGCGCAAAGUAGACACAACCAUCGAAAAUUUGUACCGUGGCAUUCCUGUCGAAUUCGCAACGAUUCUCAUUUAUACGCGCUCUCUCGCAUUUUCAGAAGGUCCUGAUUAUAAUCACCUUCAUUCGUUGCUUCGUGUCCUUUGCAGUGUCUCCAUGCCCGCUGCCUUGCAGAUCAACUCGCAUGUGAGUAGUGCGCUUAUGUUCCCACUUUAUGAACUAAUGUAA
Molecule: messenger RNA, 912 nt
Organism: Suillus plorans
Lineage: Eukaryota; Fungi; Basidiomycota; Agaricomycetes; Boletales; Suillaceae
Product: casein kinase I isoform delta
Exons: 4
Coding region: 1-912 (303 amino acids)
Biological process (GO): endocytosis; peptidyl-serine phosphorylation; signal transduction
Cellular component (GO): cytoplasm; nucleus
Molecular function (GO): protein serine/threonine kinase activity; ATP binding
Source: RefSeq, a predicted model, not a curated record